AGGAAAAUGGCAGCCAGAAACUUUUCUGUGACAGAGUUCAUCCUCACAGGCUUAACAGAUGAGACAGGACUUCAAAUUCCACUCUUUCUCCUGUUUCUAGGUUUCUACCUGAUCACCAUGCUGGGGAACCUGGGCUUGAUCCUCCUGAUAGGGCUGAACUCUCACCUGCACACCCCCAUGUACUUCUUCCUCUUCAACCUCUCCAUAAUAGAUUUAUCUUACUCCACUACCAUCACCCCCAAAAUGCUGAUGAGUUUUAUCUCCAAGAAGAACAGGAUCUUGCAUGCUGGGUGCAUGACUCAGCUCUUUUUCUUCUGCUUCUUUGUCAUUUCUGAGUCCUUUGUCCUUUCAGCAAUGGCGUAUGACCGCUAUGUUGCCAUCUGUAACCCACUGGUGUACACGGUCACCAUGUCUCCCCAGGUGUGUUCACUCCUCUUGUUAGGUGUCUACGUGAUGGGCCUCACUGGGGCCAUGGCUCACACAGGAAGCAUAAUGAGUCUGACCUUCUGCUCUGACAUCCUUAUUAAUCAUUUCAUGUGUGACAUCCUUCCCCUUCUUGAGCUCUCCUGCAACAGAAAUUAUGCAAAUGAGCUGGUGGUCUUUAUUGUUGUGGCCAUUGACAUUGGAAUACCCAUUGUCACCAUCUUCAUUUCUUAUGCCCUCAUCCUGUCUAGCAUCCUUCACAUUCGUUCCACAGAGGGUAGAUCCAAAGCCUUCAGCACCUGCAGCACUCAUAUAAUUGUGGUUCUUCUUUUCUUUGGUUCUGGGGCUUUCAUGUAUCUCAAAUCACCAUCUAUUUUGCCCCUUAAUCAAGGGAAAAUAUCUUCCCUGUUUUAUACUAUUGUGGUACCUAUGUUAAAUCCAUUAAUCUAUAGCUUGAGAAAUAAGGAUGUCAAAGUUGCCUUUAGGAAAACUUUGGGUGGAAAAAUAUUUUGUUAA
Messenger RNA from Fukomys damarensis (Damara mole-rat), 939 nucleotides. Its product is annotated as olfactory receptor 8B12-like. Gene Ontology annotation, biological process: sensory perception of smell; G protein-coupled receptor signaling pathway. The transcript has a single exon. The coding region runs from base 7 to 939 and encodes 310 amino acids. Gene Ontology annotation, cellular component: membrane. The record is from RefSeq and is a predicted model, not a curated record. Gene Ontology annotation, molecular function: G protein-coupled receptor activity; odorant binding; olfactory receptor activity. NCBI's taxonomy places the organism in Eukaryota, Metazoa, Chordata, Mammalia, Rodentia, Bathyergidae.